This is a messenger RNA of Tremella mesenterica DSM 1558, 1215 nucleotides long. RefSeq lists its product as uncharacterized. Gene Ontology annotation, biological process: rRNA processing; regulation of gene expression; primary miRNA processing. Lineage: Eukaryota; Fungi; Basidiomycota; Tremellomycetes; Tremellales; Tremellaceae. The transcript is spliced from 4 exons. Gene Ontology annotation, molecular function: double-stranded RNA binding; ribonuclease III activity. Gene Ontology annotation, cellular component: nucleus. The record is from RefSeq and is a predicted model, not a curated record. The coding region runs from base 1 to 1215 and encodes 404 amino acids.
AUGUGUAUGGGGUCGAAUGACGAAGUCUCUUGCAAAACCGGCCAAUUCGGAAAGUUGCACUUUUGGCUGGGACAUGACGUGGCUUUACCUCUCUUUGGGCUUAUCACCGUUCAAAAGUCAGCACUUUCCGCCCUCCUCUCUCGACUUUCAUUACCCCCUUCUACAUCCCUCCAUCCAACAUUACAAGCAUGUCUGACACAUCCUUCCUUUGUAACUUCUUCAACCGAUGCUUCAGGAUCGACUGCCGAAUCUGAAGAAAUACAGACCAACGAGGUUUUAUCAAGUUUAGGGAAUUCUUUACUAGGUUUAUUCGCAUCUGAGAAAUUGGCAGUACAAUAUCCUCUUUUACCCACUGAAGCUCUGAAGUUAGCCGUCACAGCAUUCGUCGGACCUCAUGCUUGUUUCUCCGUCGCAAGAGAACUAGGGUUGGGUGUGAAUGGAGAAGGACAUCCUACGGGUGGUGUGACCGUCAGAUGGGUAAGACCGCAAGAAGAAAUAGGGGAGAUGGAAAGGAAAGAUGUCGUUCCUCUGGCUUCGAGAUUCAAGAGGUUUGUGGGUAAUCAAGAGGGAGAGGGGAGAGUAGGGGCAAAGAAGAAGAGGGAAAGUUUUGAGGAUGUGGUGGCUGAUACAGUGAGGGCGUUUGUGGGGUUGAUAUAUCAAGAGAAGGGUAUACACUCCGCAAGAGAAUUCGUACAUGCUCAUUUCCUCUCUCGUCAUCUAGAUAUGACCACCGUAUUCACUUUCAAACAUCCUAAACAUAUGCUCGCGAGUGUCGUGGCGAAACAAUUUGCCGAUGCUGGUAUACCCCUAAAAGGCGGAAUGGCGAAGAUUGAGUCUAGAAUACUUGCAUCAACAGGUAUCAACUCCCAAGCUCCUCUAUUCAAUAUAGGUCUCUUUCUUCCCUCUGGUCUCAAACUCUCUGAAGGACAUGGCUCUUCCCUCCGUAUGGCUGAACAUCGCGCUGCCGUCAACGCUCUUUUAUCGUUCUUCCUCCUCCGAGGUGACGUCGGUCAUCGUUUUUCGGGAAUAAUGGAGGGUGUGAGACAAACGCAAAUAGGUGAGAUGGGGGAAGGACUUCCUAGCGGGGCUUUGGCUCAGUGGCCUGUCAAAGAUGGAGAGUUAGUGGGUGAUGAGAGGGAGUCAGAAUAUAGAGGUGUUUCAUGGGGUGGAGGAGAAGGUGUGGUAGACACUGGUAAGAAGGGUAUGAGGAGAUGA